AUGGCAGAGGCUUCAGAAGCAUGGCACGCAGUCAAACCAACUGGUCUUGCUGUAGCACUUCUCGCAAUCACCACCGUAUUCACGCCGAUGAUUCUUGUUGUUGUCGGCUUGAGAAUUUGGGUUAGAGUGACGCAUCACUGCUUCGGACUAGAGGAUUGGCUCAUGUGCAUUGGCGCGACCCUCAACUUGGUUCACAAUGGAGUUGUCAUCUGGGGCAGUUUAACCGGCAUUGGCACAGCAGAUUCCAAGCUCAAUACGGCCAUGGUUAUGGAAGCCUUUAAGGCCGUGACCUUUUGGCAGAUCUUCUACAUUAGCAGCUCCAUGUUCAUCAAGAUAUCCAUCUGCGCUCAGCUACUGCGCGUUACAGAUAAUAAGAGGAUCAAGAUGUUUCUCUGGGGCUUGAUAGGAUUAACAGUUCUCAUUACACUGGUAGCAGGAAUUAUCGGACUAGUCAGGUGCAGACCGCUCAGUGCGUCGUGGGACCCAAGCACAGGAACAUGUAUGGAUCAGGGUAUACUCUCAGUACUGACAUACGUUGUAUCGGGCAUCAAUAUUGUGGUCGAUUGGUCUGUUGCAAUAUUACCAGUGAUCAUUUUGUGGAAUGUUCAGAUGCACAGGACUCUGAAGAUUAUGGCGAACGUUGUUAUGGGCAUUGGCGCUUUGGCAUCAGUGGCAACUAUUGUUCGACUUCCAUACUCACCUGCAUAUUCUCAGCCUUCUAAUCAACUCCACGGCAUUGGAAAUAUCAUUCUCUGGACAGUAGUCGAAUGCAGCCUCGGCAUCAUCGCCGGAUCAAUGCCCAUGCUUCGGAAGCUCUUCAAGGCACUACGAAGAGACGAUAGCUCAUACGCCAGAGGGACAGACGAUAUCAAUCUCGUCACUAUUGGCCAGGUUCGUGGGAAGCAUCAUCCGAUUUAUGAUGGAGAUGUCAGAGGUACUCUUGCGGCGGGAGACGACCGAGAGAGCGACAGGGAUGAUGAGAGCACACGGCAGAUAAUCAGGGUCACAAAAGAAUUUGAGCAGAUAUCGGUGAUAGAAAAGCCUCCAUCUAGAUAUUAG
Molecule: messenger RNA, 1059 nt
Organism: Fusarium fujikuroi IMI 58289
Lineage: Eukaryota; Fungi; Ascomycota; Sordariomycetes; Hypocreales; Nectriaceae
Product: related to integral membrane protein PTH11
Exons: 4
Coding region: 1-1059 (352 amino acids)
Source: RefSeq, a predicted model, not a curated record